AUGGAGGGGCUAGGCAGGAACGGAUCUGGCGUGAAAAACGGAAGGAAGGUCUGUCUGUCCUUUGCGACUUCCCCAGAGGCCGAGGACCCUCAAGACCUCAUCAUCGCCACACGCCCGCUCAGCAUCUCGCACCUCGCACCUGCACUUCAGCACCUCAGCUCAAAGACCCCUCGUCGACAGCCUGAGAAGAGGCAUAUUCCGUCACCUGUGUCUCUGCCGUCCGAAAACCACGAUACUGCGACGGCAAGUGUCUCGAACCUGCGCCUCUCUUUGCGCAGCCCCAAAUCCCCACCAAAUAGCCAGCCUGCCAUGGCGCCCACUCUGCCUGUCACAAGGCUGGCCCUCGGCUACCCUCCUUUCGCCUGCGACUUUGAUCCCCAAGAUGCGACCCGUCUGCUUGUGAGCGGCGGCGGCGGCGCCAACCGGAGCGGUGUUCCCAACAGGAUAACAGCCGUUGACGCGCCCUUCGCCGAGAACCCGCGCAUCGCUGCCGAAGCCGACCUCAGCCGCGACGAAGAUGCCGUCAACACCAUCGCCAUCGGCCAGAAGAAGCCCGGCGGCAGCAACAAGGCCCCCACCUUUGUCUACGCCGGCAUCAACUCGAGCACGGCCGAGCUCGAGAAGGGCAAGAACGAACACUUUCGCGUCUUCUCCAUGGCGCCCUCCAGCAGCAAGUCUGAAAAGACGGCCCACACGGCCGUCCUGAACGAGCUGUCGCGGACGGCGCUUUUCCAGCAUGGCGAGGGCGACAAGGAGACGUACCAGCGCCUGCUGCGCGUGAGCCCGCCCAACCCAGAACGCCCCGGCCAGAAGCAGGUCGGCGCUGUGGCGACGGGCUUCGCCAAGCGGUCCCAGAUUGUCAUCUUUGAGGUGACGCUGGGCCAGGCGCCCAAGUCUAGGGGUGUUCUGGACAUUUCGCGCGAGGCCACCGACCUUGACGUCAUCCAGACGGGCGACGACAGCUUCCAGGUGGCAUACUGCGACGAGCGCGAACUAUUCGUCAUCAACGUCACCAAGGACGAUGUCACGGGCCCUGAUCUGGCCUACAGUAUGCCCGAGGACGGCACAGGUAUUCAGCCCAGCUUCAGGGCCAUCCGCUACAUCUCCCCCGUCUUCGUCAUGGCGCUGUCGAACCUGCCGCGGAACUCGGGCGUCUGCCUUAACGGCAUUCGCCUGCCGUCUGGGGACAUUGAGGAGGGCCGUCUGGCCGUGUCGGCAAAGCUGCCGCGCUUCAUGACGCGCGCCGCCUCUUUUGCCGUUCGCAACGUCAACACGCCUCCCGGACCCGGGGAUCGUCUCGGCAACACCCAGUUCUACGUGCUCAAGUCGGGCGUCGACCCGUCCGAGUUCUUCCCCAAGGGUACAAUGGUCACGCCCGGCGAAGGCGGCGCGCGCGCCGUCGAAGCUGUGCUCCCCGAGGUCCUUACGCCGGGCGAGUUCCUCGCUCGCCUUGUGCCCGAGGCGACAACACCCCAGGAGGGCGAGGUGUACGUUGUCCGCGAGGACGCCAUCCCUCACGCGGAUCUCGAGCAGGCGCAGGGCAAGGAGAAUGUCGCUGUGCCACCGCAGAUCAAGGCGGAACUGCACGAAGACACGCUGAAGGGGAAGCCGGCGCAGUCGUGGGAUGAGCUGAGCGCCGAACAGAAGGCGCUCUGGAAGGCUAGGCUCGAGGACGCGGGUCACUGGGCGGAGCAUCUCGGGACGGGCGUCUUCAAGGGCCUCGUCUUUUCGCAAAUUGCGGGUGCCGUCGGCCAGGCUGUCGGCGGAUAG
This is a messenger RNA of Verticillium alfalfae VaMs.102, 1770 nucleotides long. RefSeq lists its product as hypothetical. The transcript has 3 exons. Gene Ontology annotation, molecular function: guanyl-nucleotide exchange factor activity; GTPase activator activity; protein binding. The record is from RefSeq and is a predicted model, not a curated record. The coding region runs from base 1 to 1770 and encodes 589 amino acids. Lineage: Eukaryota; Fungi; Ascomycota; Sordariomycetes; Glomerellales; Plectosphaerellaceae. Gene Ontology annotation, biological process: protein secretion. Gene Ontology annotation, cellular component: endoplasmic reticulum membrane.